AUGCAGUGGAGGAUAACAUCUUCAACAUCAACAUUUUACGCUGGAGUACAUUCUCUUCACGAAGGACGCUAUAUUUACCCAUACACUCUCGGAAAACCAGAUGGCGCGACUUCGUCAAUCAACACCACAACAAUCAAUGGCGGGGCUGUGUGUAUCCAGUUCUGGUACGCCAUGACCCAAUCUACAUCCAAUCUGGAAGUAUUGGUGGAUACCAAUGGUCAGGACACGUCGCUAUGGAAACAAACUGGUCGUCUUGGAAAAUAUUGGAUGAAUGCGAUAUUGGCUGUUUCCAGCCAGAGUCCAUUUAAGAUUCGGUUUAAAUGUGUUAGAAUAAAUUUUAACACAAAACUAGGUUUAGACGACAUAAAAGUAUGGAAACUUCCAUCGACUGCAAUCACUAAACCAACUACUACUCCCACCACUACACCUAUAACUACACUCACUACUACGCCUACCACUACACCUACAACUACACCUACAGCUACAUUCACAACUACUCCCACCACUACACAUACAGCUACACCCACCACUACUCCCACCACCACAUCAUCAACUACACCUACAACUACACCUACAAUUACACCUACUACCACACCUACAACUACACCUACAACUACACCAACCACUACACCAACAACUACACCAACAACUACCCCUAAAACCACACCUACAACUACACCCACAACUACACCCACAACUACACCCACAACUACACCUACAACUACACCCAUCACUACACCUACAGCUACACCUACAACUACACCUACAACUACACCUACAACUACACCAACCACUACACCAACAACUACACCAACAACUACACCUACAACUACACCUACAACUACACUCACAACUACACCUAAAACCACACCUACAAAUACACCUACAACUACACUCACAACUACACCUACAACUACACCUACAACUACACCCACAACUACACCCACUACCACACCAUCAACUACACCUACAACUACAACUACACCCACUACCACACAUACAACGACACCAACAACUACACCUACAACAACACCAACCACCACACCUACAACUACAGCUACAACUACACAAGCAACUACACCAAUAACUACACCUACAACUACACCUGCUUACACCCCUACAACUACACCAACCACUACACCAGCCACCAUACCUACAACUACACCAACCAGGACACCAACUAAUACACCAACCACGACACCAACAACUAUACCCACCACGACACCAACACCUACACCUACAACAACACCAACCACCACACCUACAACUACACCUACAACUACACCCACAACUACACCUACAACAACACCAACCACCACACCUACAACUACAGCUACAACUACACAAACAACUACACCAAUAACUACACCUACAACUACACCAACCACUACACCAGCUACCACACCUACAACAACACCAACCACCACACCUACAACUACAGCUACAACUACACAAACAACUACACCAAUAACUACACCUACAACUACACCAACCACUACACCAGCUACCACACCUACAACAACACCAACCACCACACCUACAACUACAGCUACAACUACACAAACAACUACACCAAUAACUACACCUACAACUACACCAACCACUACACCAGCUACCACACCUACAACAACACCAACCACCACACCUACAACUACAGCUACAACUACACAAACAACUACACCAAUAACUACACCUACAACUACAUCAACCAAUACACCAACCACGACACCAACAACUACUUCAACCACUACACAAACAACGAAACCGACAGCGACAACGACCACGACUCCGACCACUACGGCAACCAGUACGACAACCGCUUCGCUAACCAGUAGACCAACUACUACAGGGACGAAACGUACGACUAUACAAAAGCUAACAUCAUCAGAGAUAUCAACAACAGCACAAACAUCAAACUGGAUAAUCGUUGGAUCCAGCAUUGGGGGAUAUUUUUUAACAUCAGCGUGGCUAUUUAGUGAUGCGGGAUCAGUGGCCUCCACCAGAGCGACUAAUGUCCACGUUUUGUCUAACAGCAGUUGUUCUAAUAUCAAUGUAACACUACUGAGCCAGAGCUGUGACUUCGACAGUGGUUACUGUAGCUUCAGUCAUCCGAUGGGUUACCGUGACAUAGAGUGGAGGAUAACAUCUACAACAUUUUACGCUGGAGUACAUUCUCCUCACGGAGGGUCCUAUAUUUACCCAUACACUGUCGGUAAACAUGACGGCGCUAGUUCCUCUAUCAACACCACAACAAUCAAUGGCGGGGCUGUGUGUAUCCAGUUCUGGUACGCCAUGACACAAUCUGCCUCCAAUCUGGAAGUCUUGGUGGUUAACAACGGUCAGGAAAUGUCGCUAUGGAAACAGACUGGUCGUUAUGGAAAUGAUUGGAGGAAGGCGACAUUGGCUGUUUCCAGUCAUGUUCCAUUUAAGAUUCGAUUCAAAUCUGUCAGAAUCAACUUUGACUCAAAACUUGGCUUAGAUGAUGUAAAGAUUUGGAAAUUUCCAAACACUACGACACUAUCAAUGACGUCUGAAACGACGACACAAACGACCAAAACGUUGCCAUUGACAACACCAAUAUCAUCAACAACAACACAAACAAGUAAACCUUCGACAACAACGCCAACGACAACAACACCCACUACAACACCACCAACGACAACAACACCAACGACAACCACACCAACGCCAACAACACCAACGACAACAACAACAACGACAACAACAACAACGACAACAACACCAACGAAAACCACACCAACGAAUACAACACCAACGACGACAACACCACCGACAACCACACCAACAUCGCCACCACCAACGACGACAACACCAACGUCGACAACACCAACGCCAACCACACCAACGACGACAACACUAACGACAACCACACCAACGUCAACAACACCAACGACAACCACACAAACGACAACAACACCAACGACAACGACACCAACGACAACAACGCCAACGACAACCACACCAACGACCACAACCCCAACGACAACCACACCAACCACAACAACACCAACGACAACCACACCACCGACAACCACACCAACGACAACAACUCCAACGACAACCACACCAACGAACACAACUCCAACGACAACCACAGCAACGACAACAACACCAACGACACCGACAACAACGACAACAACGACAACGAAAACACCAACGACGACAACACCAUCGACUACAACACCAACGACAACCACACCCACGACGACAACACCAACGACAACCACACAAACGACAACAACACCAACGACAACAAAACCAACGAUAACCACACCAACGACAACCACACCGACGACAACAACACCAACGACAACCGCACCAACUACAACCACACCAACGACAACAACUCCAACGACUACAACACCAAGGACAACCACACCAACGACAACAACCCCAACGACAACCACCCCAACGACAACAACACCAACGAUAACCACACCAACGACAACCACACAAACGACAACAACACCAACGACAACACCCCCAACGACAACCACUCCAACGACAACCACUCCAACGACAACCACUCCAACGACAACCACUCCAACGACAACCACUCCAACGACAACCACACCAACGAAAACCACACCAACGACGUCAACACCAACGACGACCACACCAACGACAACCACACCGACGACAACAACACCAACGACAACCGCACCAACUACAACCACACCAACGACGACAACUCCAACGACAACCACACCAACGACCACAACACCAACGAAAACCACACCAACGUCGACCACACCAACGACGACAACACCCUCGACGACAACACCAACGACAACCAUACCAACGACGACAACACCAACGACAACAAGACCAACGACAACCACACCAACGAAAACCACACCAACGAAGACAACACCAACGACAAACACACCAACGACAACCACACCAACUCCAACAACACCAACGACAACACCACCAACGACAACCCCACCAACGACACCAACACCAACGACAACCACACCACCGACAACAACACCAACGACAACGACACCAACAACAACAACACCAACGACAACGACAACAACGACAACAACAACAACGACAACCACACCAACGACAACGACACCAACAACAACAACACCAACGACAACAACCCCAACGACAACCACACCAACCACAACAACACCAACGACAACAACACAAACGACAACGACAACAACGACAACAACGACAAAGACAACAACGCCAACGUUAACAACACCAACGACACCAACACCACCGACAACAACACCAACGACAACGACACCAACAACAACAACACCAACAACAACAACACCAACAACAACAACACCAACGACAACCCCCCCAACGACAACCACACCAACGACCACAACACCAACGAAAACCACACCAACGACAACCACACCAAGGACAACCACACCAACGACAACAAAACCAACGACAACCACACCAACGAAAACCACACCAACGACAACUACACCAACGACAACAACACCAACAACGACAACACCAACGACAACCACACCAACAACGACAACACCAACGACAACCACACCCACGACAACAACACCAACGACAACAGUACUAACGACAACCACACCAACGUCGACAACACUAACGACGACAACACCAACGACAACCGCACCAACUACAACCACACCAACGACAACAACUCCAACGACUACAACACCAAGGACAACCACACCAACGACAACAACCCCAACGACAACCACCCCAACGUCGACCCCACCAACGUCGACAACACCAACGACAACCACACCCACGACGACCACACCAACGACGACCACACCAACGACAACCACACCGACGACAACAACACCAACGACAACCUCACCAACGACGACAACGCCAACGACAACCACACCAACGACAGCAACACCAACGACAACCACACCAGCGACAACAACACCAACGACAACACCCCCAACGACAACCACUCCAACGACAACCACACCAACGAACACAACUCCAACGACAACCACAGCAACGACAACAACACAAACGACAACGACAACAACGACAACGCUAACAACACCAACGACAACAACACUAACGACAACCACACCAACGACGUCAACACCAACGACUACAACACCAACGACAACCACACCCACGACGACAACACCAACGACAACAACCACACCAACGACGUCAACACCAACGACGACCACACCAACGACAACCACACCGACGACAACAACACCAACGACAACCUCACCAACGACGACAACGCCAACGACAACAACACCCACUACAACACCACCAACGACAACAACCCCAACGACAACGACAACAACAACAACAACUACAACGACAACCACACCAACGACAAUAACACCAACGACAACAACACUAACGACAACCACACCAACGACAACGACACCAACGACAACAACGACAACGACAACAACGACAACAACGACAACGACAACAACGACAACGUUAACAACACCAACGACAACAACACCAACGACAACGACACCAACAACAACAACACCAACGAAAACAACACUAACGACAACAACACCAACGACAACGCAAAUGACAACGCAAACGAUCACUCAAACGAUGAAACCAACAACUUCUACGUCGAUCAAACCUCAACAUCCAAACUCCGGUUUUUCGGCUAUAAACCAGCAAAACGAAAUAUCCUCUGGAAAGGUUCAUAACACUGAUAUCCUCAUGUUUUAUUUGCAUUCGUCAUGGUCGUAG
Molecule: messenger RNA, 5733 nt
Organism: Mizuhopecten yessoensis (Yesso scallop)
Lineage: Eukaryota; Metazoa; Mollusca; Bivalvia; Pectinida; Pectinidae
Product: mucin-2-like
Exons: 8
Coding region: 1-5733 (1910 amino acids)
Cellular component (GO): membrane
Source: RefSeq, a predicted model, not a curated record